AUGACAAAUGACGACAAGGCAUCAAGACUUGUUCGUCAUCGUGAGAGCGGGGUGAGGAAGCUUGUCUGUGGAGAAAGGAAGUGGGCCAUCCAAGUAGACCCACGAGCAUGACACGCCACAGACAGCUCGAGUACUCCCAAAUUAGGGUCUCCCGGACUUCCCCCUAUCUAUUAGCUUUCCUACUCGGUCUUUCUCUUUUGCUUCAACCUUCACAAGCAGCUGUGGCAUGUCCCUUUGCGCCCUGCGAUGAAUGUUCCUGUGAAGGUACUCAAGGACCUCAAGGUGAACCUGGACCCACUGGCCAUAUGGGUCUGCCUGGAUCAAUUGGCCCCCGCGGCUCAAGGGGUCCACCUGGUCCGAUGGGUGAGCAGGGUCUUCCCGGCUAUCCUGGUGAACCCGGUCGCAAGGGUAUCAUGGGAGACAAAGGUCAACCAGGUAUGCCCGGAACUGAUGGUCUGAAGGGCAUGCCAGGUAUAAAAGGACCGAAAGGUUUCCCUGGUGAUCCCGGAUGCUGUGGUAGUAAGGGUCCAGCUGGAUUUCCUGGUACUCCUGGAAUCGAUGGUUAUGAUGGUCUUCAAGGACCUAAAGGACCCAAGGGUAUAAAGGGUGAAAAGGGUGAUACUAUUGUCGGAGAUGGUGUGGAGGUUCAAGGCCCUUCUGGCCCAAAAGGUUCACGUGGUCCUCAAGGACCUCCAGGACAGCGUGGUCCCGACGGUGAACGAGGUCGUCCUGGUGUCCAAGGCCCUAAAGGUUUUAGAGGUCCAGCUGGUGACCAUGGCGACGUAGGUCCUAAAGGUCCAAAGGGCAAAACUCCGCUUCCUUCAAUCCAAUACGCACAAAGAGGUGAAAAGGGUGAGAAAGGUUACAAGGGCGCCUCUUAUGAGAAACCGUCAGAACUUAAAGGCAUCCAAGUCGGCCCUAAGGGUUACAAAGGUGUCCCUGGUGAGAGAGGACCUCCAGGAGAUAAAGGUCAUAAAGGUGAACGUGGCCUUCCUGGUUUUGCUGGUCUUAGUGGUCCUCCAGGACCUCAAGGUGACCCUGGCCCUCCCGGUAAGAAGGGUAAAACUGGACCGCCUGGCGUUUCUGGAACCCCUGGUCGUCCCGGUAUUGAUGGAAUGGAGGGUCCUCCAGGUCCUGAAGGUCCACGCGGUGUCAAGGGUGAGAAAGGUUACCCCGGUAGAACUGGACCCAAGGGAGAACGAGGACCAAAAGGUGACACAAUCACAUCCGAAGGUACAUUGCCCGGACCAGAUGGUGAACGUGGUGAUCCAGGUCUCCCUGGUCCACCUGGUGAUGAAGGUCCAAUGGGAGAAAAGGGUAUGGAAGGUGAACGUGGUGACCCUGGUGAACCCGGUCCAAAAGGUGAGCCAGGUCCCUCUUACGGCACCCUUAUUCCUGGAGAACCUGGACCUAAAGGUGAACGUGGUCUCCCUGGUGUUGAUGGAAAACGUGGUAAGACUGGUCCUCCUGGUUUCCCCGGUCUUAAAGGUCCAAAGGGUAUGCCUGGACAAAAUCUAGUUGGUCCAAAGGGUGAAAAAGGUCUUCCUGGUGUCCCUGGCAACGAAGGUCCAUCGGGUGAACGUGGUCCUGAAGGUCUAGAAGGUCCUCCUGGUGACCCUGGAGAAAUCGGACCCAGUAUCGACGGCGUUAAAGGUCCACCUGGUGUCAAAGGUAUGCCAGGUAUUCCAGGUAUUCGUGGACGUCCUGGACCUAGGGGACCUAUUGGUCCACAAGGUGACUGUGCUUACUGCCCUGAUGGUCUACCCGGUCCAUCAGGACCAAAAGGCUUACCUGGUCGUCCCGGUCGUCCUGGACCCGAUGGUUUGGAUGGGGCUCCUGGAGCAAAGGGUCUUCCUGGUUUUCAAGGCCCUGAUGGUCCCAUGGGUCCACCCGGCAGAAAGGGUGCAAAGGGAGAGCCUGGUCCAUUGGGUGAACGAGGUCUUCCAGGUGAACCUGGUCGAAUCGAAUUUAUCAAUCAGACGGUUGCCGAUGCUCCACGUGGUGCGGAUGGACCUCUCGGUAGACCUGGUCCUCGCGGUCCUACAGGACCCAAAGGUUUUCCUGGCCAACGCGGUCCACGUGGACAAGCUGGUCAAAAGGGCGAACGCGGUCCCAAAGGUCUGCCUGGCUUCAGCGGACCCCAGGGCAUCCAAGGUCCCCCUGGUGAUCCUGGUCCUGAUGGCCGCGUUAUUCUUCCUCAGAAAGGCGAACCUGGUCCACCAGGUCGUGAUGGUCUUCCUGGUCCCAAAGGCCAGAAGGGUGAACGUGGUGUCGAUCAAGUCAUUGAACAAAUCUUCAGUUAUGUCAAGGGUGAACCCGGUCCUAAGGGUGAAAAAGGUGAAGCCGGUGUGCCUGGUUUCCCUGGUGCAAAGGGCGCCCCUGGUGAAAAGGGUCUUAGAGGAACAGAUGGAAAGGACGGAAAGAAAGGCUAUCCGGGCGGUCCGGGUCCAGUAGGCCCCACUGGUGAGAAGGGUCGCCGUGGACCGAAAGGUCAGCCAGGCUUACCUGGAUCUCGUGGUCAGGAUGGUCGUCCAGGUCCUCAGGGUCCAAUGGGUCCGAAAGGCCAAAGAGGUCCCGAGGGAGAACGUGGUGACACUGGCCCUCCCGGUCCAGAUGGUGGCUCGGAUCCUGGUCUUUUGGGUCCACGUGGUGACCCAGGAGAAAAAGGUCAAAAAGGUGAACCUGGAGCACCUGGUCUUCAAGGACCACCUGGCUUGAAGGGACCGAAGGGUUUGGCUGGUGUGGCUGGCCGCCCGGGGCCAACUGGUCCUAAGGGCUUGAAAGGAGAGAUUGGAGAACCUGGAGAAGUUCUUGUCGGUCCAAAGGGCCCCAAGGGACCCCGUGGUCUUCCAGGUCUGCCCGGUUUGAGAGGUCCAAAGGGAGACAGAGGACGAGAUGACUUUGUCAGCGUUGGCAUGAAGGGUGAGAAGGGUGUCAAGGGUCAACGUGGUGAAGUAGGUCCUCGAGGAUUAACUGGACCCCCAGGCCAAAAAGGUAAACCUGGUCCGAUGGGACCUCGUGGUCCUGAUGGUCCUCCAGGAGAAAUGGGUGAUCCUGGUGAACAGGGUUCAGAAGGACCUCCUGGUCGUCAAGGUCCCAAAGGUGUCAUGGGACUUCCCGGAGAACCCGGUCCUGAAGGUAACCAGGGUCCAGCUGGACCUGCUGGUCCACCUGGUCCAAAGGGUGACCCAGGACAUAAGGGUUAUCCUGGAGAGAAAGGUGACCCUGGACCCCCGGGCUCUGGAGCUCCUGGUACGAAGGGAGAAAAGGGUCAACCAGGUCGAAUGGGCAUGCCUGGUGAUCCAGGUCAUGAUGGUAUCACUGGACCUAAGGGUUUGCCGGGUCCCCCUGGUCAAUCAAUUCAAGGCCCCCCUGGACCCAGAGGUCCAAAGGGUGAGCAAGGUCCUCAAGGGCCCCCUGGAAUAGACAAGCCUCCAGCCAGGAAAGGAAUUCAAGGCCCACCAGGGCCUAAGGGCGAGCGUGGACCGAAGGGUAAACAAGGUCCACCUGGUUCUGGCGGUCGUCCUGGACCACGAGGUCCUAUUGGACCUGUUGGUGAUGAAGGACCUCCUGGUCGAUCUGGCCUUCCUGGUCCUGCUGGUCGAAAGGGACCGAAGGGUCGAUCGGGAGUUCAAAUUGGGGAACCUGAACAGGGUCAAAAGGGUGAACGUGGACCCGUUGGUCCUCCCGGAGAAAGAGGUCCCCCAGGUCCUCAAGGUCUAAAGGGUGAACCUGGUCCAGUUGGUCUUCCAGGUAUUUCUGGUGUUCAAGGACCAAAGGGUCGACCAGGCCAACCUGGUAGAAAGGGUGCCCGUGGACCUGAGGGUCCAAGAGGAAUUAAUGGACUUCCUGGUCAACGCGGACCAAAUGGACCUCGUGGACCAAGAGGACCUGAUGGACCUCAGGGUCCCAAGGGUGAACGUGGACAAGAAGGAGAACCAGGUGACUCAAUGGAAGGUCUUCCUGGACCUAAAGGAGAACCUGGAGAGCCUGGUCCAAUGGGUCCUCCGGGUAUCAAGGGUAUGACGGGUCUUCCGGGAGCUCGUGGACGUCCAGGUGAACCAGGUGAUCCUGGACCUGACCUUAUGGGAGCCAAAGGUGUUAAAGGUGAACGUGGUCCCAGUGGCAGACCAGGUUCACAAGGACCUCGUGGACCUAAAGGUCCUAAAGGUACGUCCUUCCCACAACCUGGAGAACCCGGUCCUGAUGGACCUCCCGGUUUGAAAGGUCCCAAGGGACAACCAGGUUUACCUGGAUCUGAUGGUCGACAAGGUCCCAAGGGUGAACGUGGAUAUCCUGGAAAGCCCGGAAAUCGUGGACCCCCAGGAAUCGACGGAAGACCCGGCCCAGAUGGUCGUGAUGGACCUCCGGGUCCUCAGGGCUACAAAGGUGAGAAAGGCUUCCCUGGAAUCAAGGGUGAUCGAGGCCAAAUGGGUUAUCCAGGUCCAAAGGGUGAACCUGGAGACAGACUAUCAGGGGAAAAGGGUCAAAAGGGUCAACCUGGUCCCGAUGGCCCAACAGGUCCGAAAGGUCCUCGUGGUCCUCAAGGCCUUCCCGGUAAAAUUGGAGUCACUGGUGAACCGGGAGAGAAGGGUGAACCAGCUCCAAUGGGUCCGAAAGGCCCUGAAGGUCUUCCUGGUUUGCAAGGACCUCGUGGACCUACAGGACCUAAAGGUGACCAGGGUCCCCAAGGUGAGCCUGGUCUUCCUGGUCGCAUUGGUGAUACUCGUGGAAAUACUGGAUUUCUCUUUGCUAAACACAGUCAAACUAUGCGUAUUCCAGAAUGUCCAACAUCUACUCGUAAACUCUGGGAAGGUUACUCUUUCCUGAGUAUGUCGGGAUCAGAGCGACCUCACACGAAUGAUCUGGCUAGUCCGGGCUCUUGCCUUCAGAUGUUCAACCCAAUUCCUUUCAUGUUCUGUGAAAAACAGGAGAAUUGCUACUUUGCUCAACGGAAUGAUAGGUCGUAUUGGUUGAGCACUGAAGAUGAACCAAUGAUGUGGAAUCCUGUCUCUGUCAACGAAUCUCAGCGACACAUCAGCCGAUGUGUUGUUUGUGAGGCGCCCAGUACUCUCUAUGCCUUCCACUCACAAACUCUGGAGAUUCCAAAGUGCCCGAUGGGAUGGCAAGAUAUGUGGGUCGGAAGCAGCUUCCUCAUGAACACGGGAUACGGUGCACAGGGCGGUGGACAACAAUUAGCCUCAUCAGGUAGCUGUCUCCCAAUCUUCCGUUCCCACAUGUUCAUUGAAUGCACUGCAAAGGGCCUCUGUGGCUUCUUUGAGGAGCAUAAGAACUUCUGGCUUCGUGUGAUGCCCAGCUCUAUGGAUGACCACAUGUUCGGAAUGGUGAUGGGUCAGGUCAUCAAGGUGCGCCAGAGUCAAGAUUCUGUCGGAAAGUGCAUCGUCUGUAUGCGCUCGCAACCCUUCGUCAAUUACCUUGUCUGA
Messenger RNA from Rodentolepis nana, 5444 nucleotides. Lineage: Eukaryota; Metazoa; Platyhelminthes; Cestoda; Cyclophyllidea; Hymenolepididae. The record is from the annotation of a GenBank genome assembly.